This is a messenger RNA of Rosa rugosa (rugosa rose), 1064 nucleotides long. Its product is annotated as eukaryotic translation initiation factor 3 subunit K. The record is from RefSeq and is a predicted model, not a curated record. The coding region runs from base 134 to 853 and encodes 239 amino acids. Gene Ontology annotation, molecular function: translation initiation factor activity; ribosome binding. Lineage: Eukaryota; Viridiplantae; Streptophyta; Magnoliopsida; Rosales; Rosaceae. Gene Ontology annotation, cellular component: eukaryotic translation initiation factor 3 complex; cytoplasm. The transcript is spliced from 8 exons. Gene Ontology annotation, biological process: regulation of translational initiation.
ACCAAAAACCCUCGAGGCUCUCUCGCUGUUUCGUUUUGUCAGAAGAAGAAGACUAGGACUGAGAAACCCAAAACCCCUCAAAAUCUCUAGGUUUGUUUGAGAGGUAGGGUUUGUUGAAUUUCAAAGGCCAAAAAUGGGAAGAGAGGCUCCACAGCAAACGCCGCCGUCGCCGCAGCAGCAGCAGCAGCAAGUGUCGUUCACGGUGGAGCAAUUGGUCGCCGUCAAUCCCUACAACCCCGAUAUCCUCCCCGAUCUCGAAAGCUACGUCAACGAGCAGGUUUCGUCACAGACCUACAGUCUCGAUGCGAAUCUCUGCCUUCUUCGUCUCUAUCAGUUUGAGCCGGAGCGUAUGAGCACUCAAAUUGUUGCUCGUAUUUUGGUUAAGGCACUGAUGGCAAUGCCCGCUCCCGAUUUCAGCCUCUGUCUCUUCCUAAUUCCAGAAAGAGUGCAAAUGGAGGAGCAGUUCAAGACACUAAUUGUCCUAUCUCACUAUCUAGAGACAGGAAGAUUCAGUCAAUUCUGGGAUGAAGCAUCUAAGAAUCGUCACAUACUUGAAGCUGUCCCAGGUUUUGAGCAAGCUGUCCAAGCCUAUGCAGUUCAUGUUCUUUCCUUGACUUACCAAAAGGUUCCCAGAUCUGUGCUUGCUGAGGCAAUCAACCUUGAAGGUAUAUCCUUGGACAAAUUCCUUGAGCAUCAUGUUGCCAAUAGCGGUUGGGUUCUUGAAAAAGGUCAUGGUAAGGGCCAACUCAUUGUCUUACCUCGAAAUGAAUUUAACCAUCCCGAGCUGAAGAAAAGCACAGACGGUGGAAUUCCAUUAGACCAUGUGGCUCGAAUCUUCCCCAUCCUGGGUUGAUUAUCUUUCCUGCCCAUUUCUAUGCUUAUGGACUUUGUUCACAUAUUUCAAGCUUUGGAUUCCAAGACUGAUGAUUACAUGGCUUAGGUGGUUGGUUCAUUAUGGCUCUGUAGUUUUCUUUUAUUUUGUUUCGACUUUGAGUAUAUGUUGAAAACCACAUACGCUUAAGCAGCAGCAGGAUUCAAUAUUAAGUCUCUCUUUGUUAUUGAUC